This is a messenger RNA of Biomphalaria glabrata, 2809 nucleotides long. RefSeq names its product dopamine receptor 1-like. Gene Ontology annotation, molecular function: G protein-coupled receptor activity. Gene Ontology annotation, cellular component: membrane. NCBI's taxonomy places the organism in Eukaryota, Metazoa, Mollusca, Gastropoda, Planorbidae. The record is from RefSeq and is a predicted model, not a curated record. Gene Ontology annotation, biological process: adenylate cyclase-activating adrenergic receptor signaling pathway.
GGGGAAGAACUUGAACUUGACUGACGUGAUGGUGAUUCUCAAAAACUAUUUCCCGGUGGUGGAUGAACAGAGAAAUGUUUGACUCAACUAUCCCUCCUGAUCCAAUGGUAAUGAAGCUCUGUAUAAAGCUCAUUGACUGUGUUCAAAGAUAAAUCAGCCAACACCUCAGCGCUAGCUAGACGCUAGUGACUCAGCAUGGCACGGACACUGGAAAUUUGUCAUCUAUAUUAUCGACUUCAUCAGGGGAAAGUUUUAUGAUCUAUCUUCGCUAGCUGAUUUGAAAAUGCCGCCAAUAUGUCAUCUGAAAUAGCAUUCUUGCUGGCUUCAGUAUUUGGACUUUGUAUCAUGAUUGCUAUAGUUGGUAAUGUAUUAGUCUGUGUUGCUGUGAUCAGUGAAAGACGACUGAAAAGAAACAAAAACAACUAUUUCAUUGUCUCCCUGGCUGUGUCUGACUUAUGUGUUGCCAGUGUUGUCAUGAGUUUUGCUAUGGCAAAUGACAUACAACGAAAAUGGACUUUUGGCAGUACUUUUUGUCGGCUGUGGAUUUCAUUUGAUGUCAUGUGCUCAACGGCGUCCAUUCUAAACCUGUGCGUCAUCAGUUUUGACAGAUACAAGCACGUGCAAGACGCUAUGUACUAUGACCUUUGGAUGACCCGCAGGAAAGCAUUAACUUUGAUCACGUGUGUCUGGCUUCUGUCAGCCAUUAUUUCCUUUCUGCCCAUUCAGCUGGGUCUGCACGAAACAAACAAUGUCAUGAAUGUGAGUUCCAAACAAGAAGAAGAAUGUAUCAUUCAAUUAAAUCUGACUUAUGCAAUAGUAUCGUCCGCUGUAAGCUUCUACCUUCCAUGUUUAGUUAUGUUGGUUUUGUAUUUUAAACUUUUCUUGUUUGCUAGAAGACAUGCAGUUAAUAUCAAGUCUAUGCAACCAAAAAACAAACCCUUACCAGUGAUGACGUGUUUGAGCUCUGUCAGAAAGUUGUUUCGUACUUCUGAGCACAAAGCUGCCAAGACUUUGGGAAUUAUUACAGGAGUUUUCUUGUUGUGUUGGCUCCCAUUCUUUGUGAUCAACCCUUUAGCAGCAUACAAUCCCCACCUCAUUCCAUCCGAUGCCUUUAUUAUAACAACAUGGCUAGGCUAUGCAAACUCUUGUUUAAAUCCAAUUAUUUACACUAUAUUCAACACAGAAUUCAGACAAGCGUUUAGAAAAAUUCUCUGUUGCUAUGAUAAAGUAUCUUUCACAUGUUUUCAAGAUCAUCAAAAGUCCAGGUAUGAAAUGAAGCAUAUAGACAACCAGCCUACCGAAUCAAUUGCAUGCAAAUCUAGUUUCGAUAUCCCAAGAACAAGUCACAUGUGUAUAGAUAUUGGCUGUGUCUAGCUUUUAAAACAAAAUACUCCUAAAAAAAAAAUAAACGAAACUUUAUGCAACUUUGGUAUCUAUUACCUAUGUCACAGAAAUAGUGACUGACUAGUUAUUGUGUGUAUUGAAAAAGCAGAAGAAUAGUCAAAUAGUGUAAAGAAGACAAUUUGUCAAGGCGGAAAGAUGGGGAGGGAAGAGAAGUAAUACGGGAAUGUACAAAUUCAACGUAAUAGAUACCUGUACUAGAAUUCGCUGGUCAAAGGAAUGUAUGAGGCCAUGGGAAAGCGCUUACUUGUAGGCCUUAUUAUUAUUAUAAGUCAGAAAAAAAGGGAGGGCUCAUUGCAACAUAUACAAAAUAUAGUCUGGGCAUAAAAGAAGGGGCGUAGCUGGUGGGUAUUGUGUAUAGUUUCGAUAUUAUCUUAUGACUCAGAAACGAGUGUAUUUCUUCUGAGUCUUGUGCAUACAUUAUUCAGAUUACUUAUUUUAAUGGCCUCUCCUAUGAAACGAAGUGAAUUGAUUGGGUUAGAGGUGAGAAACAAUUAAAUGUGCAGUAACAAAGAGUAAUGCUCUAUCUAAAUAUCGCAGUAACAAAGAGUAAUGCUCUAUCUAAAUGUCGCAGUUUCUAUUCGUGUGUGUGUGUCGGUACACAGUUCUAAAUGAAUGUAGAUGUAUAUGUACCGGUAGUACUUGUACAAGAAUUUAGUCAUCUUGCAUUCUGUGUGGACUAUUCAUAGAUCCUCUAAGUAACAGAGGUUAGACUAAACUUCAUUAUUAGUACAGCCAUAGAUGCAAACAUGUUAGAUGUAGAUUGUAUGCCAUGAACUAGUUCAUUGAAUCUAUUCAAACACUCCUAAGUGAACAACUGGGUUAGUCUGGGUUUGUCUGGGUUAGUCUGGGUUUCUCAACAACUUCUUUAGUGUUCUGAAAGACGUUGCUUUACUUAGACAUCUUCAAUAGUCUGGCAAAUACUUUUAACCUGAAGGUGUCAUUUAAAAAAAAAAAUCAGUUUAACGAGCUGCUGUUGCUGUUCUCAACUGUUCAUUGACGCAAGACUCUUUAGUGACCUAGUAAGCAGCUCAAGCUUGUAGCGUCGUACUUUCUGCCUCUAUUUGCACUUGUCCAUUUCGAAUAAAACAUGUAGGCUUCCAGAUGACAUGAUAGCACUUAGGGUGUACUUGUCUACUUAGAUAUUUUUUACCGAGCUUAAAUCAAUUUGUCUGUCUGGUCGAAAUCGUCUGCACGUUAUUUCUCCCGAAGCUGAUACUUCGCACAAUUAAAGUCAUUGACAAAUGAGAACACAGGACUCAACAAGAACAACAGUAAGAAAUACUUGAAGACAAAUAAAACUUAUACGAAGUGUUGUUGUAUCCAUUUGUUUGGAUCAGUUAUGUAAUAACAUUUGUAAUAGAGCUAGACCAACAAUAAUAAAUCUGUGCGAUUAAAAAUAUUUUGA